Molecule: messenger RNA, 4868 nt
Organism: Maylandia zebra (zebra mbuna)
Lineage: Eukaryota; Metazoa; Chordata; Actinopteri; Cichliformes; Cichlidae
Gene: pcif1
Product: phosphorylated CTD interacting factor 1
Cellular component (GO): nucleus
Molecular function (GO): mRNA (2'-O-methyladenosine-N6-)-methyltransferase activity; RNA polymerase II C-terminal domain binding
Source: RefSeq, a predicted model, not a curated record
UCAUGAGAUUUAAAGGCUUGACAAAUGAAGUGGCCAGCUGGAUCACACUUGCUGAGCAAAUGCUCAAAUCUAUGUUUUAAGUUUUGAGUUCUGUGCAUUAUUAAAGAAAUUAGAGCUGAAAUGUGCCUUUAAGGGCAACACCCUCACGUUCAUUGAUGUGUGUGUGUUAAAACUCUUUGAUGUUUUUGGUCACAUCUCUCAGCUUUCAGCCUCUUUGACCUCUUCAACAUGGCGCCCGCAGUGGAACACCUCGGGACAGGAAGGAGGUCGGGCGCUGCGCCUGCGCAGUUGCUCUGUCCGGGUCCCUGUAAAGAUGUCUGAGCAGGCGGGGAGGGAGCGGAGCGGAGGACCCGAAACAACGCGCAGAACCCGCAACUGUCCGCGACUUAACCGGCCAAGGCACGUGAUGUCAUUCUAACUGCCAAGAUGUCCAAUGACAGCCAGGGAUUGGUGAAGGGGGAGGCGGCCAUGAUGCUGGCUCCCUCUGGCUCCGCCUCAUCUCAGGGACCACCCCUUUCUCCGUCCACUGCCUCUAAAGCACCUGAGCUCCCAGAUGAGUUGGUUCAGGCUGGAUGGUCCAAGUGUUGGUCUCGGCGGGAGAAUCGGCCAUAUUACUUCAACAGAUUCACCAAUCAGAGCCUGUGGGAGGUGCCAGUGCUCGGCCAGCAUGAUGUUAUUUCUGAUCCUUUAGGUCUAAAUGCGGCUCCUGCAGAGGGCGGGGACAGUAACCUUGGUAAUGGUCAGAGGAAGAGGAGGAGCUCUGAGGAGCAGGGGGGAGGACCCAACAGCUUCAAACGUGCUAAGGUGGAGCCGACCACGCCCAUCUCUCCCAGCACUCCUGGGGUCAAACCCUGGAGCUCCGCCGCUGAGGACAAACAGGCCCAGUCCGCCACACCCACCACACCGAGCCCCGCCCCCGCGCCGUACAGACCAGCUGUGAUUUACUGGGACCUGGACGUGCAGACCAACGCCGUGAUCCGAGAGCAGGCCCCCGCCAGCCACCACCUGCCCCCCCACCCCGAGAUCGAGCUCCAGCGAGCGCAGCUGGUCACCAAGCUGAGGCAGCACUACCACGAGCUGUGCCACCAGAGGGAAGGUAUCGAUCCGCCCCGGGAGUCCUUCAACCGCUGGCUGCUAGAGAGGAAAGUAAUUGACAAAGGUCACGACCCCUUACUGCCGAGUGACUGUGACCCUGUUAUCUCCCCAUCGAUGUUCCGAGAGGUCAUGAACGACAUCCCUAUCAGGUUGUCUCGCAUUAAGUACAAAGAGGAGGCUCGGAAGCUGCUCUUUAAAUACGCUGAAGCUGCCAAGAAGAUGAUCGACUCCAGGAAUGCGAGCCCGGAGAGCAGGAAGGUGGUGAAAUGGAACGCCGAGGACACGAUGAACUGGCUGCGCCGAGAUCACUCUGCCAGCAAGGAGGACUAUAUGGACCGUCUGGAGCACCUGAGGCAGCAGUGCGGUCCUCACGUCGCCGCCGUCGCCAAAGAUUCUGUCGAGGGAAUCUGCUCCAAGAUCUACCAGCUGUCUGCGGAGUACAGCCGCCGCCUGCGCCAGACACACCUGAGCCUGCUGCAGGACCCGCCCACUGAGGCGUGUGCGUCCCCGCCGCAGUCCCGCCUUGUCUACUGUUACCCGGUGCGUCUGGCGAUCCCGUCGCCGCCGCUGCCUCGUGUGGAGCUUCACUUUGAGAAUGACAUGGCGUGUUUACGCUUUAGAGGAGAGAUGGUCAAAGUUAACAGAGGACACUUCAGCAAACUGGAGCUGUUGUACAGGUACAGCUGUAUAGACGACCCUCGCUUCGACAAGUUCCUGUCCAGAGUCUGGUGCCUCCUGAAGAGAUACCAGGUGAUGUUCGGCAGUGGUGCUAACGAGGGGAGUGGCCUGCAGGGGGCGCUGCCGGUGUUGGUGUUUCAGACGCUGAACCGUCAGUUUGGUGUUUCUUUCGAGUGCUUUGCCUCGCCACUCAACUGCUACUUCAAACAGUUUUGCUCCGCCUUCCCUGAUACCGACGGCUUCUUCGGGUCCAGAGGGCCCUUCCUGUCCUUCUGUCCGGUCAGCGGCUCGUUUGAAGCCAACCCGCCGUUCUGCGAGGAGCUGAUGGAUGCAAUGGUGACGCACUUUGAGGACCUGUUGGACCAGUCCUCGGAGCCUCUGUCGUUCAUCGUGUUCGUGCCUGAGUGGCGUGACCCCGUGACUCCAGCUCUGACUCGCAUGGAAGGAAGUAGAUUCCUGCGUCAUCAACUCAGCAUUCCCGCCUACGAGCAUGAGUACCGAUCAGGGAGUCAGCACAUCUGCAAAAGGGAUGAGAUGUACUACCGGGCUGUACACGGUACUGCAGUUCUCUUCCUGCAGAACGACGCCGGCUUUGCGAAGUGGGCGCCUACUCCAGAGCGUCUGGCCGAGCUGACAGCAGCGUACCGCGCCUCUUCGACCCGCAUUUCCUCCUUGUCGUCCCCUGGCCCUGCCCACAUCUCUCCUGGAGAUAGAGACUCCGCCCCCAAAACAUCUGAUAGGACACAGAGUAACGUAUUGUCACCCGGUGGCCACGACGACAACAACAACAACGACAACAACAGCAGCGGUGAUAGUGGCAGCAGCAGCAGUCCUCGAGACAAAGUGUCCACCGUGUAGGCGGGGCUUGUGGAGGCCACGCCCUUUCGCCUGUUGGACAGUUGUUUCAAGUUUUGUUUUCUGACUUGUCUCGUUCAGAUUGUCUUUCACCAGCACCUGUAGCAAAUGUUUAUCCAUAAUGCCACAUGCCACCAGGGGGUGGGCGAAGCCUGAAUUAGCCCCACCCUCUGCUGGCUUUAACCCCGCUCUGUUGUGAUUGGUCAAAGCUCUGGAGCUUUUUUUAUUUUUAAAAUUUUUUUUUAAAACUUGCAGCUGAUUCUUGUUCAGCUGUGGCUUCUGUUGUUCAGCAACAAACAUCACAGCCAAUCAGUGAGCAGCGACUUCGAGCUCCAGCAAUAACCCCCCCCCACCUGUAAUGUCACUUGUGACCACGGAGGACUCUGAUCCCCGCACCCAUAGGGCUUUCUGAUUGGUCAAUAAGGCAGCUACUGUUUCUAUUGGACAGAUCUUUGUUUUUCUGGGGUUUGAUUUUGUUUUGUUUUUUUCAGUCCUGCUUCUGGUCCCGCCUACUUAUAAUGGCCCGGCCAGUCAGUGUGGGGAAAUGGACUACUCAUGAGGUGGAGGAUUAACAGUUAGGUGGGAGGAGGUGGAGUCAGAUUCAGACUGUUGCUCGGAGACAGACGCCUUAGAGUGCGGGGUCACUGACGCUGAGGGGGCGGGGUCUCAUGUAAUCAAACUGACAGACAUUUGUGUGAACACGACAGUUUUUUGUCAUUAACGUCUUUUUUUUCGGGUUCAUCAAACGUUUGUCAGAAAAAUUAAAGUUUUUUUUAUUUAAACUUUUGGGAGUUUGCUUUGUGUUUUGUUUAUUUUAUUUUUAAGUGUUUCAAACAUUUUUUUUCCCUCUUUUCUGCUCUCUGACUCCUCCCACUCAGUAACCUGACACUACAACAAAUGUUUGUUCUGGGAUUGGCUGGCUGUGGCCCAAUGAGGCGUCUGUUUCCGGGGCUGGCAGCAGUGUAUAUAGUGUAUAGCCUGUUGAUGUUUUAAUUUAAAGCGACGGUGUGAAACCAAAGCGACAAAGCUGCGAUAGACAGACUCCUCCUCCUCACAUCGUCUUCAUCAUCAUCCGGUGUGCGUGAACUAUUUUGAAGAUGUUCCUGACCCUCAGAGCGUGCGCCGCCAUUCUUACGUUCCUCUUCCCGUUCAGCACGAGGUCAUGUGUUCAGGUGUUUCAUGCCGCUGCAGCUUCACUUGUUUGGUCACGUUAAGAACGUUCGUCACGGCUUCGACAUGUGACAGUAAUGUAAAGCACCGCAGGACGCCACUCUGGAUGUGUUAUUGGCAUCAAACCCUGACAUGAACUGUCUUAGUCACCAUUGUGUGAUGGCGUGCAUUUAAAUGCUGCCCUCGCCAUCACACAAAGGUCACUAUGAAACUUUUUGCAGUUUUCUUGGCGAGCCGAAGCGCUCACAGAGAUGCCAUCAUAAUCUGUCUCCACGGGAACAAAUGCACCAGGAGAAACGUGACGCAGGACGCGAUGGAACAGCGGAUUUUUACACGUGAACGUAAUUGUCGUUGUGACACUCGCUCACAUGUAAGGAUUAACGCGCGUGUGGUGGAUUAACUCCGAACCAGGAGUGUGCACGUGAGCCGAGCACUGGUUCUUUGAUGUCACAGUGAAUACUGAGCUGUGAUUGGCUGCUCUGGCAGCAGCAGUGAAACGUGCACAUGAUGCUCCGGUGAUGCAAUCAGAGGCUCAUCCACUGGGCCCGCCUCCAUAGGUGUGUGUCCUGGUCAUAGCUGCGUCCAUGUGCCCAGUUACUUGUGCACAAACUCCAGGUGUUUGUCAGAGGGCGGAGCUAGAAGUGCUGAUAGCUUAGCAUAGCACAAAGUCGCUAAUGUUGCAGCUGCAGACGUCUCACUUCAUCUGACUCACCUGCUGGGUUCACUCCUCUUUGACUGUCUGUGAUGUAGACACCUUACUGGAGGCGGCGGCUCGCCAAAGCCUGGCUGUAAACAGGAAGUGGUCCAUCUUGUUUGUUGGCCCCUCUGCAGAUUGUAAAUAGUGUCUGUACUCCAGUAAAAUCUGAAACCAGUAAAACCAGUGCUGUUCCUCUUUCUGCUACAGUCACAUGACCUCACACAGUCACACCAGUGUAAAUGUUUGUCAUCUACAGUAAGACCAUCUGCAAGUAUCAUUUGUCGUUUCUGUGUGAUGACAGUUUAAACAAACUUCACGUUAGUCAGUUUUCAGUGUUACACUCUCACCUGUGACGUCACCCUGGAGUCUGCCU